Molecule: messenger RNA, 1842 nt
Organism: Prunus armeniaca (apricot)
Lineage: Eukaryota; Viridiplantae; Streptophyta; Magnoliopsida; Rosales; Rosaceae
Source: the annotation of a GenBank genome assembly
AUGGAUAUGGUGGUAUCUUUAAAGCAAACCCCUGAUGGGUUUUGCUCAUUUCACAGAGUUCAUAGGAACAGUACAAGAAAGAGUGGUACUUUUGGGGGUAGGGUUAGUGAUAAGGUUGGUCCCGCCACACCCAGUUCUGUGAGGGUCUUUGUGGGCUGCAGAACUCGGUUUCUUGUUCUGUCUGAUAGCAUUCAAUGUAGAAUACAUGAUGGUUACCAGAAACAUAGGCGAAAGCCUGUACUUGUUGCGUCGAAGGUUGAAACGCUUAGUUCCAAUGGUAGGUUGCAAAAUGUUGAAAAUACCCCACAUGGGAGUUUGAAUAAAAUGGAUUCUUCGAAUGGUUUUGAGGAAUUUGAGAGUAACAAUCAGCUCCGUAGACUGGUUAGAAAUGGGGAAUUGGAAGAGGGAUUUAAGUUUCUUGAGACCAUGGUUUAUCGUGGUGAUGUUCCGGAUAAUAUUGCGUGCACGAGUUUAAUCCGUGGGUUUUGUAAGAGUGGAAAGACAAGGAAGGCGACACGGAUUAUGAACAUUCUAGAAGAGUCCGGGGCUAUUCUUGAUGUUAUAACUUACAACGUUUUGAUUAGUGGGUUCUGCAAAGCUGGUGAGAUUGAUAAUGCUUUAAGGGUUUUAGACCGCAUGAGUGUUUCUCCAGAUGUUGUCACUUAUAAUACAAUCCUGCGUACUUUGUGUGAUAGUGGGAAAUUGACACAAGCAAUGGAAGUUCUUGAUCGGCAGUUGCAAAGGGAGUGUUAUCCGGAUGUCAUUACCUAUACCAUACUGAUUGAAGCAACUUGUAAGGAAUAUGGGGUUGAGCAGGCUAUGAAGCUUUUGGAUGAAAUGAGGAGAAAAGGAUGCAAGCCUGAUGUGGUAACUUAUAAUGUUCUUAUCAAUGGUAUUUGCAAGGAAGGGAGGUUGGAUGAAGCAAUCAGAUUCUUGAGUGAAAUGCCAUCAUCUGAUUGCCAACCAAAUGUCAUUACCCACAAUAUUAUUUUGCGUAGCAUGUGUAGUACUGGGAGGUGGAUGGAUGCUGAGAAACUAUUAGCUGACAUGGUUCACAGAGGCUGCUCUCCUAGUGUUGUUACUUUCAAUAUUUUGAUUAACUUCUUGUGCCGGAAGGGUUUAUUGGGUCGAGCAAUUGACAUUUUGGAGAAGAUGCCUAAGCACGGUUGUACUCCAAAUUCCUUGAGUUACAACCCAUUGCUUCAUGGAUUUUGCAAGGAAAAGAAGAUGGAUAGGGCAAUUGAGUAUUUGGAUAUAAUGGUUUCUCGGGGCUGUUAUCCCGACAUUGUGACCUACAAUACUUUGCUCACAGCCUUGUGCAAAGAUGGAAAGGUUGAUAAUGCGGUUGGGAUACUCAAUCAACUAAGUAGCAAGGGUUGCUCUCCUGUUCUGAUCACGUACAAUACAGUAAUUGAUGGGCUCUCAAAGGUGGGAAAAACAGAACGUGCCAUAGAGCUUUUGGAUGAGAUGCGCAAAAAGGGUCUAAAGCCUGACAUAAUUACUUAUUCUUCUCUUGUGGGAGGGCUUAGUAGAGAAGGAAAGGUUGAUGAAGCAAUUAAGUUUGUCCAUGAUUUGGAAGAUUCGGGUAUCAAGCCCAAUGCAAUUACUUUCAACUCCGUCAUGUUGGGGCUUUGCAAGGCUAAGCAAACUGGUCGUGCAAUCGAUUUCCUGGCUUAUAUGGUAUCAAAAGGAUGUAAACCUACUGAAGCAACAUACACCAUUCUCAUUGAAGGCAUAGCUAAUGAAGGCUUAGCAAAAGAGGCGUUGGAGUUAUUGAACGAACUGUGCUGUAGAGGGGUUGUGAAGAAAAGUUCUGCUGAACAGGUGGCAGUCAAGAUGUAG